This is a messenger RNA of Phyllopteryx taeniolatus (common seadragon), 4845 nucleotides long. RefSeq names its product phosphatidylserine synthase 2 (gene ptdss2). Lineage: Eukaryota; Metazoa; Chordata; Actinopteri; Syngnathiformes; Syngnathidae. The transcript has 14 exons. Bases 458 to 1936 code for a protein of 492 amino acids. Gene Ontology annotation, molecular function: L-serine-phosphatidylethanolamine phosphatidyltransferase activity. Gene Ontology annotation, biological process: phosphatidylserine biosynthetic process. The record is from RefSeq and is a predicted model, not a curated record.
CGAGAAGUGACAUGAAAGACUCCAUGCCCCAUGUGACGUUGUCUGCACUGAGUUUUUUGAGCCUGUCACGGAUUUGUUCAUCGUACCGCGUGUUCGGUUUGUUUUGUUAAUUCGAUUCGAACGCUUGUCUCGAUGGCGUCCAAGUGGCACGGUAACGACCCGGAACCACCAACCCUUUACAUUUAGUCGUUCAGGGUGUACCCCGCCUCCUGCCCGAUGACAGCUGGGAUAGGCUCCAGCACGCCCGCGACCCUAGUGAGGAGAAGCGGCUCAGAAAAUGGAUGGAUGGAUGGAUGUCUUUAACUAACAAGAAAAGUCCAGAGGCCUCGCGUACAAAAGGAUGCAUCACAGUCGCUUGGGUGCAGCUGACACAAGUGACGCCUGACGGGAGGAUUGGAAAAAAACAAAAAGCAGUCGAGCCCACUCAGUGGAUACGUUUGAGUGGCACGGUGGAGCCAUGAAGCUGGAGACGAGGAAAAGCUGCCUGGCCACGGUCCACGCAGCUGGCAAGUGCACCCAGGAGCCUGUCAACAAUGGCAUGGGCGAGCCCGGCUGCCCCGAUCUGAGUACAACGCUUAAAGCCAAAGUCACCAAGCAGAGCUCCAGGGAGAGCCUGCAGCGGAAAAACACAGAGUGCGAAGUGUAUGACGACGGGACAAACACGUUUUUCUGGCGGGCCCACACCGUCACUGUUUUGUUCAUCCUGACAUGCGCUCUGGUAUAUGUCACGCUGCUGGAGGAGACACCGCAGGACACGGCCUUCAACACAAAGAGGGGGAUUGUGGCAAGCAUCCUGGUGUUCCUUUGUUUUGGGGUCACACAAGCAAAAGAUGGACCCUUCACUCGACCACAUCCAGCGUAUUGGCGCUUCUGGCUCUGUGUGACUGUCGUCUAUGAGCUCUUCCUCAUCUUCAUACUCUUUCAGACUGUGCAUGACGGGCGACAGUUCAUGAAGUACAUCGACCCCAAACUGGGGGUGCCCCUCCCCGAACGCGACUAUGGCGGAAACUGCCUCCUCUACGAUCCCGGCAAUGCCACUGAUCCCUUCCACAACGUUUGGGACAAGAUGGACGGCUUUGUUCCAGCUCACUUCCUGGGGUGGUAUAUAAAGACUCUGAUGAUUCGGGACUGGUGGAUGUGUAUGAUCAUCAGCGUCAUGUUUGAGUUCCUGGAGUACAGUCUGGAGCACCAGCUGCCCAACUUUUCCGAAUGCUGGUGGGACCACUGGAUCAUGGAUGUGUUGCUGUGCAAUGGUCUGGGCAUCUACUGUGGGAUGAAGACGCUGGCGUGGCUGUCCAUGAAGCCGUAUCAGUGGCAGGGUCUGUGGAACAUUCCCACUUACAAGGGCAAGAUAAAGCGAAUCGCCUUCCAGUUCACGCCAUACAGCUGGGUGAAGUUUGAGUGGAAACCCGCGUCCAACCUUCGCCGCUGGCUCGCCGUGUUAGGGAUCAUAUUCAUGUUCCUGCUGGCUGAGUUGAACACCUUCUACCUGAAGUUUGUGCUCUGGAUGCCGCCGGAACAUUACCUGGUGCUGCUGCGACUGGUGUUUUUUGUCAACGUGGGGGGCGUGGCCAUGAGGGAGAUCUACGACUUCAUGGACGACCCGAAAUUCCACAAGAAGCUCGGCCAACAGGCGUGGCUGGUGGCGGCCAUCACCGUGACGGAGUUCCUCAUCGUGCUCAAGUACGACCCCAACACCAUUAUGCUGCCGAUUCCCUUCUUCAUCACGCAGUGCUGGUUACUGGGCAUCCUCGUCAUCCUCAUUUGGACUCUGUGGCGCUUCUUCAUCCGUGACAUCACCCUCCGCUACAAGGAGACGCGGCGCCGCAAGCAGGAGGACCCCAUCGACCGCGAGCGACCCCUGGGCAACGGCGCCCCUUCGGGCCGCAGCAAACUCAACGACAGCUCUGACGUCCUGCGCCACAGGAAGUGCUGAGUGAGGGCGAGAGAAGACGAAAUCAACUGUGACACGAAGACUGACGCGGCUGCCUUUUCCGGGGGAAAAGCGUGGUGGCCAUUUCGAUUGGAGGCUAGGGUUUUUUGUUGUAUUUUAAGCCCAUUGCUGAGUCAUACGUGGAACUUUUGUUAUUUAUACGCAACAUUUUGGGACGUUGACUUGAUGAAGAUGGAGGAAAAAGAGACCAAACAUUAGACGGUCACCAGGUCCCACAAUGCAUCACUCCGAACCACAGUGCUACAAACCGUGCUAAGCGCUAUCAAUGGAACUAAACGGACCGCGAAUGAAAGUCAGGAACGCACACGUGUCGUGUCUAGAACAUGUUUGUGUCCAUCACUAUGCUUUUACAUUGGCGUCCGUAGCAAGCCACAGUAACACACCCAACAUUUUUGGAGCCAGGGCACAUAGAUUGUGUUCUCUAACACGGAGCUGAAUGGAGAGACUGAAAGAGGCACGGGCAUAAAAGUGGACGUCCUGGGAAAUUACAAAAAAAUAAAGCACCCGUUUAUGAAUUUUGCUAUUUAGGUCCUUGUUAGAGGACAGCAAAUUAUGCAAAAAGUACGGAAACAUUGAACAGUUGGACUUGUUCAUUAAAAACUUUAGAGGGCAAAUUAAGUUCACCUGUAAAAAAGAAAAAAAAAAUCUAAAUCCAAAUAUCCCCCACCUUUUUGUAAAUGGUGCAUUUGAGCCACAAGAGCGGCCUGACUAAAUUUUUGACCCCCCAAGUUAAGUGCAGAAAUGAAUUGAGAAAAGGCAUCUUUCAGAUGAAUACUGGUCUGAAUCUAGGUUUAGUUCCACUUUUAACAUGUAGACACGAGUGCAACAACGGAGUGUCUACAUGUCUUUAUUUUCGCUUGGGUGUCAGUGAAUCGACACAUUAGUAGUAAGUGAAUGUUAUUUCUCGUCUCAUUAAAUAUUGAUAGAUUUGACGGAUGUUUGUACUUGGACCACUGUUACGCUAAAUAACAGCUGUUGGGUGGAGCCCACAAAACUUAAAAAUCACUCUUUCAAAAUGACAAAAAAAAUGGUAAAACCACUAGUUCUCAGUGGCUCAGUUUAAACAAGGGAAACAAACUUGUGACAGGAGUUAACCCACUGUAGUCCUCAGUGGGCUCACGUUACAUUAGAAAAAUCUUGACAGGACUUAAACCACUGUAGUCCUCAGUGGGCACGCAUUACAUUAGAGAAAUCUUGCGACAGUAGUUAACCCACUGCAGUCCUCAGUGGGCUCAAGUACCAUUAGAAAAAUCUUGGCGGGAGUUAACCCACUGUAGUCCUCAGUGGGCUCCCGCUACAUAAGAAAAAUCUUGCAACAGGAGUUAAACCAGUAUAGUCCUUAGUGGCUCUGUUUCACUAGAAAAAAUCUUGUGACAGGAGUAAGCUCACUAUGGUUCUUUAUUGCUAAUUUUCCAUUAAUAGACUCAAGGCGGGCGUAAGACCACUAUUUCUCACCAGCUCAUAAAACUAAGGAAAAAAAAAUAUGACAGAAGUUAGCCCAUUCUAGUUCUAAGUGGCUCGUUUUACAUUCGGAAAAUUUCAUGACACACCACUGAACAAAACUUUCAUAAAAAGUAUAUCCACUGAAACAAUGAUGGUCUCGUCUCAAUUUACUUCUGCAUUGUGUGCGUGCCCUUCUGUUAUAUGAACGGCAAUGGGUGCAUACAGUUUGUGGACCUUCUCCCCCCCCUCGUGGAAGAGUUUUUGUUCUGCCUCUGACUGGCAUGCAUAGGUGAACAAAACAUUAUUUGUAGUUCUAAAAUGAAAAAUUAUGUGAAAUUUGAUUAUAUUCUGUGACGUCAUAAUGUUGGGAAUCACUGGUAUAAAGUAACACUCCAACUCUGUUCACAACACUCAAAAGUCCUUCAAUCCCAGUUCAGGUUCUUCAUCCAAAAACUCGUCAGGCUGGACUAAAACAAGAAAAAAGUUAAGUUUAAAAAAAUAAAUAAAAGAGUGUAUUCUCAGCAGUAACUACUGAUAUUGUUAAAUGUAAGGCUAGUUUGUAUUGCGUCUUUUAGGGCCAAUAUACAUUUCCAACACUAGAUUGUAUAGUGGUUAAGUAUCAUCGUGACAAUCACACUCUGUUCAGCAGUUGUGGAAGCUUGCUUUAAACUUAAAACAAAAACAAAGAAAUAUGAUUUUUUUUAUUAUUCUUAUUUAUUAUUAUGAACUUUUUCCAUCAGGGGUUGUUUCAAUUUUCUGAAGGUUUCUGAGGGCCAUGCUAAGUUGAUAAAGAAAUGGAAAUGCUCAUUAUAAAUUAGGAGCAUUAGGGGAGGCUUUUGCUUUUCUAACAGGUGUCCUGAGGUUUUUUUUUGUUGCCGAGUUUAAUGUUAGGCAGGGUGGAAUGUGCUUCUCAAGUGCUCAACUUGAUCACAAAGGUGUCCUGUUACUUGAAUGAACAAUUCAUUAUCUGAUCUGUUUAAAGACCAAAAGCUUGGAGAUCUUUUGUUGCUGAAGCCAUAAAACACAUUUGGACUUUUAAAACACAAAAUCAUUUUUGCACCUUAUUUAACUCAUUUUUAUUUGUGAUUACAUUCCAUAGUUGUCUUAGUUCUACAUGGUUGUUUUUUUUCCACUCAACCACAGAACUUGCAAUACGUUUUUUUAAAAUAAAUUAUUCAUUUCAGUACUUUCUGUUCAGUUGUUAGUUUGGAUUUAUUUAAGACAUAAAAGUUGUAUAUAAAAAAAAAAAAAAAUCCAUAUAUAAAAACCCAAACAAGUUAAAAGUCAUUUCUGCUUUGGUUUGUCUCCAUUGGUAUCCUGGUCCAAGGUCAUAAAUAACCUGAGAUGCUGCUGUACCAGCAAAUUGUUUUCUAUAUAAAAAGAAAUAUACACCACCUCAUAGCUGGACGACUAUUUUAUUUUGUAUGUCAAUAAAAGCAAUACCUUGA